AUGUCUUUGAGUACCCAAAGUGGUCCGUUCAGAGAAGAAAGUCCUCCUCAAAAUAACAACUACCCUGCAUCAGACGGGGAACCUUGUAGGUCGAUUACUGAUAAUUUGAGUAACUCUAACGACCAUGAUAGCCUGUUAAUGGUUGAUCGCGGAAGAAAGAUACCAUUAUGUGAGGUCGCUCAGAAAUUCGCAACAGUGGCAAAAGAUUUCCAUAAUGCUUUUGAAACCAGAAAAUUCGCUCCUUCAAGAUUGACAGAAUUUCCUCUAUCGAAUACUGCACGCGUUUUGGAAAGACUAGACAAUUUGUUGCAACAAGGAAGAGAGCAAAGCAAAGAAAUAUCUUCUAUCAACGACAGACUUGAUAUGAAGGAAAAAGAAAUCUCGUCUCUCAAAGAAGAAGUCAUCUCUCCAAGAAGAAGUCUCAACUCUCAUAGAAGAAAAUUCAGCUCUCAAGGAAGAAGUCUCAACUCUAACCGAAAGAGUAGACAAAUUUGA
Molecule: messenger RNA, 495 nt
Organism: Naegleria lovaniensis
Lineage: Eukaryota; Heterolobosea; Eutetramitea; Acrasida; Naegleriidae
Exons: 3
Coding region: 1-495 (164 amino acids)
Source: RefSeq, a predicted model, not a curated record